Brassica napus (rape) is the source of this 1080-nucleotide messenger RNA. RefSeq lists its product as uncharacterized. Bases 1 to 1080 code for a protein of 359 amino acids. The record is from RefSeq and is a predicted model, not a curated record. NCBI's taxonomy places the organism in Eukaryota, Viridiplantae, Streptophyta, Magnoliopsida, Brassicales, Brassicaceae. Gene Ontology annotation, molecular function: zinc ion binding. The transcript has 2 exons.
AUGCGUUCAGAACAUGGACUUGAGAUAUCCUAUUCUUUGGCAUGGGAUGCACGUGAGUAUGCAAUCAACAAAGUGAAAGGCCUUCCAGAGGAAGGCUAUGAAAAAAUUCUCAAAUACUUGCACAUGAUGAGGGAAGCUAAUCCAGGGUCACACACGUCUUAUGAAAGGGAUUCUGAAGGGCGAUUCAGAUUCCUCUUCAUCUCCUUUGGUCAGAGUCUUCGCGGUUUCUAUGUUGCAAUUCGGAAAGUUAUUGUUGUGGAUGGGACGUUCUUGAAGAGCAAAUACAAAAGGAGAAUGACCUUUGCGUGGAACUGGUUUAUGAGACAACUUAAUGCGGUCAUUGCUGACGAGCAUAGUUUAGCUUUUGUGUCUGAUAGGAAUUCCUCGAUUGCUAAAGCUAUUGCUAACGUGUACCCGCAAGCUCAUCACGGAAUUUGCAUUCACCACUUGCUGAAUAAUGUCGUAACAUAUUUUAGUGGGAAAGGUGUGGCUGGUUUGGUUGCAAAGGCUUCUAAAGCUUAUCGAGCUGCUGAUUUUCGUAAGCUGUUCACUGCUAUUUACUCUAUUAGUCCUGAAAUUGGAAAUUAUCUAAUAGAAGCCGAUGUGAGAAAGUGGGCUCGUUGUCAAUUCCCGGGUUACAGGUAUGAUAUCAACACUACUAACCAUGCGGAGUCGAUAAAUUCUGCUUUGCGUACGCCUAGAGAGUUUCCAGUAAUACCUCUAAUGGACAGCAUUAGGGAAAUGAUGACUCGAUGGUUUUUCCAACGUAGAACUUUAAGUUCUAAGCACUCGAAGCCACUGACCAUUGCUGUGGAGAAGAAGAUAGACAGAAGGAUUGAGAAGGGUAAAAAGUUUAAGGUCUUCCCGAUUAGCGAUGACAGGUUUUUGGUUCAAUGUGACACUUUUGACUGCAUGGUUGACUUGGUCAGACGCACGUGUUCUUGUGGGAAGUUUGAUCUGAUGAAAAUCCCAUGCAGGCAUGCCAUAAAAGCAGGCUUCAGUGUUGGAAUACAAGCACACACACUCACAGACGACAUAUACACUACUGCGUCAUGGCGCACGGCUUAUGAAAAAGCAUAA